ACUAUUUCUUACGAGCAGUGAGCAGUAACUCAUAUGCUCUGUAUUUGUUUUAUUUUAUUAUUCUUUUGUUUUUCCUGGUGUGGAUUGGCCAACGUAAAAGUAUUGAGCAAGCAUAAGAUUCUUGUGAACAUUAUGUCGUAAUAGGCACCCGUCGUGUGUUUUUUCCCCCUUCAAAUUAUAUUGAACGUUUAGGCAUACGAACCCAAUAGAACGUAUGAUUUUUUACGUGACUAUAUCUCUGGUUUGAAUCUAGUUAGUAAUUACCGUAAUUUUUGAAACGUAUGUGUUGUUCUUAUUAUAUAGUAAUGAGCUCGAAUUUUCAGCCAUCGCACGUUAUUCAUCUUCCUAUUACUAUUGACGACAAAGGAGGGUUAUCCAAAAGCGGCGACUUUGAUGAAGUGCGUGAGAAGAUGCAUUUGGCUAUUUCAAUGAGUAGAACCAAUAUGUUGGACACCGUUCUCGAUGAAUUCAGAGUGGCCUACUUGAGUCUCUCAUGCGAAGAUCGUAAGAAGCUAUUGCUUAUCUUGGCCAAAGAGUAUUACAUCGACAGGAUUCAUGUCCGAGAACUCAUUGAUCAGUACGUCAAACUCAAGAUCAUUAGCCGGACAGAAACAUCUACACCGGAUCUCGAUGGCGAUUUGAAUCGUAUUCGCUGGAGUCUUGGACACGCCCUCAGGCCAACAUAUGCCGUGCUUUUUGAGAGGCUAAACAGAUGCAAUGAAGGGCCGAGAUUUAUUUUUCCUGUAGUAUGAUGGUUAAUUUAUUUUCUGUGAAAGCCUUAAUUACUUUUAAAUUUUGGCAGAAAAGAUAAUUUGUCGUCCUUGCGAGCAUUGGAAUCACAUCUAA
Molecule: messenger RNA, 846 nt
Organism: Camelina sativa (false flax)
Lineage: Eukaryota; Viridiplantae; Streptophyta; Magnoliopsida; Brassicales; Brassicaceae
Biological process (GO): fatty acid biosynthetic process; acetyl-CoA biosynthetic process; malonyl-CoA catabolic process
Cellular component (GO): peroxisomal matrix; mitochondrial matrix
Molecular function (GO): malonyl-CoA decarboxylase activity
Source: RefSeq, a predicted model, not a curated record